UGCUCGGGAUGUGUUCGGCACUGAGGAGUUUCUGAUACUCUCCAGCCAUCUGAGGAGGAUUUGCAUGGCUUUACAACUCACGCAGUAAGACUUUCUGCGCUUCUUCAAUCGCUGCGCAGUAGCGCGUCAAGGAAAGUUAGUGGCAUUUUGCGCGCAUAGCGAGUUUUUGGAUUGUUAUUCCGAUGGUUGACAAGUCGUUGGAUGAGGAGGUGAGCAUGCUGUAAUACAUGAAGAUGCGCCAGAGAUCGUGGCUCUUUAAAUGGUUGGGAAUAGGCAUUGGCGUUCUUCUGCUCACCGCUGCUAGCUAUUCUCAAGAUUCAGAAGACUGGCAAUAUGAGGAGUGCAAGCUCUCCAGAACAGGCCCGCCCGCAACCAUUGUAGCCAUAGAUGAGGAGAGUCCUAAUGGAACCCUUCUGGUGGAGAACAUGCAGAUAAACGGGAGAGCAGAAGACCCUGACAGGACCAUCUCUUUAUCUCUACGGGACAACCACGACUACUGGGUCAUUCUGGACCCGGUUAAGCAAUGCCUGUAUCUCAACAGCACCGGACGAGUUCUGGACCGAGAUCCUCCCUCCUACAUUCAUUCCAUUGUGGUGCAGGUUCAGUGUACUAAUGAGCUUGUUGGCACGGUGAUCCUACACGAGGUGCGGAUAGUCGUACGGGAUCGAAAUGACAACCCCCCACGCUUUCAGCAGCCGCGCUACUAUGUUGCGAUUUAUGAGACCACAAACAGGACAUUCGACAUCCCUCUCACCCUGUCUGGAUCAGUAGUUCUGAGAGAGAGGCUGAAUUAUGAAGAGAUCACACGCUACCUGGUCAUCAUUCAGGCCAACGACCGAGCUCCAAACCCGAAGGACCGGCUCACCGCCACCACCACGCUCACAGUGGAUGUGUUGGACGGGGAUGACCUGGGCCCAAUGUUUCUGCCUUGCAGCCUGGUAGACAACACCCGUGACUGCAAACCUCUUACGUACCGCGCCAGCAUCCUGGAGCUCACAGAUCCGAGCCGAGUAAACCCUGUCAACGUGACUCCUCCCAUUCAAGCUGUGGAUCAAGACAGAAACAUCCAGCCUCCGUCAGACCGCCCAGGAAUCCUGUACUCGAUUCUCAUCGGGAAACCUGCAUCAUAUGCAGAGUAUUUCUCCUUAAAUCGGACCACAGCUGAGCUCCAGCUCCUGAAGCCCAUCAGCAGGGAGCAGUACCAGCAUUUAGACUUGGUAAUCAAGGCAGAGCAAGAUAAUGGACACCCUCUUCCGGCGUUCGCUAAUCUCCACAUUGAGGUGCUUGAUGAGAACAAUCAGGCGCCGUACUUCCAGGUGGCCACUUAUCAUGGAUUCAUCUCAGAGGCUGCUCCGCUGGGCACCACUAUCUCGAGCAGUGCCAAUCUCUCCACCCCCCUCGCCAUUAUCGCCCUGGAUAACGACAUUGAGGAGACGAAAGAUCCCAUGGUGCACAUCUCUCUGGACAACUACAACAGCAUCUUUGCAGUGACGCCCAGUGGGAUCGCACGCUACCUGACACUACUGAGGCCCGUGGACCAUGAAGAACAGCCGAGUUAUGCCUUCACGAUGACUGCCUCAGAUGGAGUUCAGGAGAGCUUUCCAGUCACUGUUAAUAUCACUGUGAUUGACGCCAAUGACAACACGCCUGCCUUCCCCAACGUCUCCUAUAGUGUGAAUGUUUAUACAGACAUGCAGCCUGGAGACACAGUCUUACAGCUGGCAGCAGUGGACGCUGAUGAGGGUCCCAACGGGUUGGUGAGCUACAAAAUCUUGGCGGGGGAUCAGGGACACUUCACCAUCAAUGACUACACAGGAAUGAUCACCGUGCUGCCCGGUGUCAAUCUGACCGUGGGCCGCUCCUACGCCCUCACCAUUAGGGCCUCUGACAAUGGCCCUGCGUCCCAGAGAAGAUCCCCAAUAGAGUAUCAAGUUUUCAACAUCAUCUUUGCUUUCAGGUCUGGCCUGUUGUUGUUGGCGAAGACGCUGGACAGAGAGAUCACGGAUCACUACACGCUAACGGUCACGGCCUCCGAUGGCAAACCAGAUGGGACCUCGACUGCUACGGUGAAUAUAGUGGUGACUGAUGUCAAUGAUAAUGACCCUGAGUUUGAUCCUCUGCUGCUCCUUAAUCUCACAGUUCAAGAGGGAGAGGCGAAUGCUUUUGUGGGUCAAGUAAAGGCUACUGAUCUGGACCUGGGCGUUAAUGGGCAGGUCCGAUACCAACUGGUCAGUCACAGAGAUCUCUUCAGGAUCAGCACUGAUGGCAGCAUCUUCACAGCUGUGCCUCUGGACCGUGAGGAAAGGGCUCAGUAUGAUUUGGUUGUGCAGGCUUCGGAUGGGGCCAGGGACCCUCGCCGGACCACUGUCACACUCUCCAUCAAAGUGCUGGACAUGGAUGACAACAGCCCAGCCUUCUCCCAGCCUGUGUAUCAGGUCACACUGCCAGAAAACAGCCCAGUGGGCAUGAUCAUCCUCAAUAUCAGUGCACUGGAUCCUGAUUUGGAUGCCAACGUCACGUACCGUAUCAGGACCAAGGAGGCCAGAGAGCAGUUUGCAGUGAACCCUCUCACCGGUGAGCUGAAGGUGCUUCACUCACUUGAUUUCGAGAAACUCUUACCGAACGGGACAACAUGGACCUUCGUGGUGGAGGCUGUGGAUGGCGGAAGCGGCAAAAUGCCACCGGGGUUGGCCUCUGUUUCUGUCACUGUAUUGGACAUGAACGACUUCACACCAGUGUUCAGUCAAACGCUGUACCGGGGAAUGGUGGCACCCAAUGCAAUCAAAGGGACCAUAGUGACCACCGUACAUGCUGAGGACCUGGACCCACUGGGUACAGCGGCUAGUCGAGUUCACUAUAAAGUGGAUUUGGAGCAGUUUCCUUACAGCACUAGUAUCUUCGAUGUGGAGGAGACCUCGGGCAGUGUUCUCACCAGGGUCAAUCUGAAUGAGGAGCCCAACACUAAAUUCAGUAUUGAUUUCGAUGAAAUCGCUGCACUGCCUGUUACAUUAGAGUGCUUUCUGAGCAAAACUCAAUGGUUCUCUCCGGUCAGCGAAAAUGCCCCCGUGGGAAUGGUCACAGGAGUCAUCUUGGCGGCUGCCAUAAACCAGACCAUCGUCUACUCCAUCAUCGAAGGAAAUGAAGGCGGUGAAUUCAUUGUGAACAACAUCACUGGAGUUAUCAGCACUGCCAAGCCGCUGGACUACGAGAGCAACAGCAGUUACGUCAUCCGCGUGGAAGCAGACUCCAUGAGGGUGGCGUCGUCCAACCUACGAGCCCCAUCCAAAAGCAACACAGCAAAGGUCUUCAUUGAUGUGCAAGAUGAGAACGACCAUCCUCCUGAGUUCACUAAGCCCUUUUACCUCGGUGGGGUUGCAGAGGAUGCCAAGACCUUCACCUCUGUUUUACAGGUCCAGGUGUCUGUGGUUAACCAACUGGACAUGCAGGUGGUCGUAUCCAACGUGUCGCCCACUGUAGUUGAACAGAACAAGGAUCAGCUGAUUGGGAUUUUAGAGCGCUAUGUCCAGGACCAGAUUCCAGGAGCCAAAGUUGUUGUGGAGUCGAUCGGGCCGCGUCGUUUUGGCGAGGGUUAUGAACAGGAGGACUACUCAAAAUCUGACCUUAUGGUUUAUGCAAUCGACCCUCUGACCAACAGAGCUCUCUCAAGACAGGAGCUCUUCAAGUUUUUAGAUGGGAAGUUAUUGGACAUCAAUAAGGAGUUCCAGCCCUAUCUAGGUCGCGGAGGACGCGUUCUGGAGAUCCGCACGCCAGAUGUGGUGGAGAGCGUGAAGAAGGCGGUUCAGUCUGUUGGAUACACCGAAGGAGCCCUGCUGGCCCUGGCCGUCAUCAUCAUCAUGUGCUGUAUCCCAGCCAUCCUCAUCGUCAUCAUCACGUACCAACAAUUCAAAGAACGACAGGCAGAGUGUGCAAAAGCAGCCAGGAUCCAAAUGGCGCUUCCUACUGGCAAAUCCGGAGGUGCUGCCACCAACAAUCUGUAUGAAGAACUCGGCGACAGCACCAUAUCUAAGACUAAGACGUGUGUUCUGAAGGACGGCGAUCAUCAGCGUCUCAUUAGUUCAUUUGCCUCCCGUGCCAUCACUGCUCACAAGCUGUCCACUGCUAAUGGAGUCCUGCUCAACAACUUGCCUAAGUCGGAAAGCAACAUUACUUUUCUUUCUGACGAGAACCCUCUUACUACAACCAACCCUCUGUAUCAUGAUGACGGCACCCUCAGCAGCCCUGAGCACCAAAAUCAGAGGUAUCACCUGGGCACAUAUUCACCCAAUUUGAGAGGUCUGAGAAGGUCCAUCCUGCGCUUCCCAUCUGCAGGCUCAGGACACGCUUGGACUUUACCCUCUAGGUUACACAAGUGGGAGAACAAUGAUGCCCUACGGACUAGGAGGAUGGUGAUGGAUCCAGAUCAGUGGGAGCUGCAGCUGCUGAAGUCCGACCUUAAGGGCAGUAAGGAGAUGAUUGAUGGGUUUGAUGGGUUUGAUGGGCUUGUGGACGAAGAUCCAGAGCCCAAAUUGACAGUAAAAGAGCAGGCACGGCAGUUUGAGCAGCAGGCCUUUCAGGACAUGAGGCAGGGGCAAGGCCAGGACUCUCGUGGGUCACUCUCUUCUGAAAUUAUUCUCUCUGUUUUCGAGACGUCUUCAGUCAUGGGAUAUAACAGCAGACCCCCAGCAAUAAUAAUUACCCAGAGUGACGGAACACCUCCACCCAGUCACAAGCCCACCCCGCCAGUGCUGCGGAACUUCAGCAGAAUGACUUCCUAUCCUGAUGUGGAGUCUUACGAGGUCAAUGUGGAGAUCAUCCCAGACCCACCAGAUGUACCUGCUCCACCACCCCCACCACCUCCUCAUCCCUCCAGUCCCCCACCACCUUCACCUCCACCUCCUUCCAGUCCCCCACCCCAAUCCAUUCCUGUCCCUCCAUCCCCACCACAUCCUUCUCCAUUUGUCCUUCCUCCUCUUCCCUCAGUCACAUCCCUCCGACCAGUGUCCUUACGCCCCGCACCACCUCCACCACCGUCCGAGCCAGAGCCUCCCAAGAGGGAACUCAAAGGGAUCCUUAAGAACAUCCAGAACAUAGCAGACAUAGAGAAAUCCAUUGCCAACAUGUACAGUCAAAUAGAUAAAAAGCAGCGCCCGCCAAAUAUUGUCCCCAAACCACAAGUGUCUGUUAAACCAGAGGCUGGUGUGUCAGAGGCGGAGCCUGUACAAGAAAUACCAUCACCAGAGCCCAAUUCAAACAUGAACUCACUAGUGGAGGAGCUGGAGAAACGCUUUCCUUCUCAGUCCACUAUCCUGUGA
Messenger RNA from Sinocyclocheilus grahami, 5312 nucleotides. RefSeq names its product protocadherin-related 15b (gene pcdh15b). Gene Ontology annotation, molecular function: calcium ion binding. The transcript has 32 exons. The record is from RefSeq and is a predicted model, not a curated record. Gene Ontology annotation, biological process: homophilic cell-cell adhesion; sensory perception of sound; inner ear development. The coding region runs from base 228 to 5312 and encodes 1694 amino acids. NCBI's taxonomy places the organism in Eukaryota, Metazoa, Chordata, Actinopteri, Cypriniformes, Cyprinidae. Gene Ontology annotation, cellular component: plasma membrane; cell-cell junction; stereocilium.